This is a messenger RNA of Ahaetulla prasina, 1888 nucleotides long. It is a transcript of the gene CHTOP, whose product is annotated as chromatin target of PRMT1. The coding region runs from base 309 to 1049 and encodes 246 amino acids. The record is from RefSeq and is a predicted model, not a curated record. The transcript has 6 exons. Lineage: Eukaryota; Metazoa; Chordata; Lepidosauria; Squamata; Colubridae.
GCGAGCUGUGAAGAAAGAAAAGACUUGGGCGGCGCCAUUUUGCCGGGGCUUUCUCUGAGGGGAGAUUUCUAGAGACGCGGAGAAGCCGCGGCGGAGCAGCAGGAAGCAGCGGCGGCGGCGAGCGGGUCCCGCUGCUCCCGAGGGUCGGAUAAGUGAAGGGGAGAACCACCACCGCCACCAUCUUGGCGUUCAGGGCAUCCGACGGGGCCGGCCGGGCGAGGCCUGAACGGAGCCUCCCGUCGCAGCCGCCGGCAGAGUCGCCAAACAAGCCGGGCGAACCUCGACCCCGACGGUUCUGGGCACCGGAGAUGGCCGCGCAGUCAGCGCCGAAAGUCGUGCUUAAGAGCACCAGCAAGAUGUCUCUUAACGAGCGCUUUACUAAUAUGCUGAAGAACAAACAGCCGAUCCCGGUGAAUAUACGCGCCACAAUGCAGCAGCAGCAAUUAGCCAGUGCCCGAAACCGGAGGCUGGCCCAGCAGAUGGAAAACAGGCCUUCCGUCCAGGCUGCCUUGAAACUCAAGCAGAAGAGCCUGAAACAACGUCUGGGCAAAAGUAACAUCCAGGCACGCUUAGGCCGGCCGGCGGGAGCCCUGGCUCGUGGGGCCUUAGGAGGACGGGGGCUGCCGAUGGGGCAGAGAGGACUGCCCCGGGGCGCCAUGCGCGGGGGACGCGGAGCGCGGGGGCUGCUGCGCGGAGGAAUCCCCCUGCGAGGACAUAGUUUGCUUCGGGGAGGCCGGGGGCUCGGCCCCCGAAUGGGACUGAGGAGAGGAGGCAUGAGAGGCCGGGCAGGGCCCGGCAGGGGCGGCCUCGGCCGAGGAGCCAUGGGACGGGGCGGCCUUGGCCGAGGUCGCGGCAUGGCCGGGCGGGCCAGGGGCGGCUUCGGGGGCCGCGGAAGAGGCCGGGGCCGCGGAAGAGGCGCCACUCGCCCGGCGCUAACCAAGGAGCAGUUGGACAACCAACUGGACGCUUACAUGUCAAAAACAAAAGGACACCUGGACGCUGAGCUGGAUGCUUACAUGGCUCAGACAGACCCGGAAACCAACGAUUGAGACUGGGGAAGAAGUGGGGGGAGGGAUGCUUGUUGGGGGUGGGUGGGCCCAGGGAGGGGGGCAUCGAUUGGUCUUCCCCCCCCCCCCCCACGACGACCACAAAUGCCACCAGCUCAUCCUGCCAGGGAGGGGCCUGUGAGGCAGAAACGUAGAGAGCCAGGAGCUUUUCCUUUUGAAAUGUUUUUCUUCCCUUUUUAUGUUUCGACGCUCCUGGUUGUGUGAACGCGUCUUGGGGAGGGGGGGGACCCCUUUUCUAUCGGCCUCUAAAAGGGGGUGUCCGAGCAGCUCCUUCUGCUCCCCGUUUCUAUUAGCAAAGCAGCAUCCUCCCAAGACCCCCCCUCUUUGCCUUGUAGUGGAGCAACAUCGCAUGUCUCUCCCGCCCCCUUUCAGUCUUGCCCUUGCGGGAGGGGGAGGAAGGGGGCCAUAUCCCAGACCUUCCCCACACUUUCCUGUGUCCCAACAGGCCAUGCUGUGACUCGGUGGCUGGGAUCUCCAGGUGUCGGGACCUUCCUUCCCACCCUGAGCCCCCCAGGAGAAAAAUAACUAAAAUUAGGCCCCAAAUUUGAUUUUUUAAAAACCCAAAUGCCCCCAGAAGAAGCCGAGAGGGGUUUUAUUUUAUUUUAUUUUGGUUGUUUCUAAUGAUGACGAAACAAAUGUGGGGUUUUUUUUGGGGGGGGGCGUAUGUUGGUGGGUUUGGGUUGCCAAGGAGACGGUUGCUCUUCCUCUCUCUUCUCUCUCCCCUCCCCUCGCUAUCUGCAGUUUUGUGAACUCCGUUCCGAACCAACAUCCUGAUUUUCUGUACGGAAACAAUUGCAGGGAAAAUGAAAACGUGGACUGUG